UCGAGUAUGUACGGAGUAGAUGUAGGCAGAGUAGGUAUUGUAUCCGAGUGUAAGUGAUGGCAUUCGCGGAUGCUGAUGGUGAUUCGGUGAAUACCUAUUCGUACUCACAGAAUGCCUCCCGGCUGUAUCCGUACCCUACUACCGGUCUUCGAAUGUUUGAAGAUGCUGUGGGCAGCGGACGUUGGUUUGGUGUUUGUUUCUUUGCUUCCAUUGUUUCCGCUUCAUCCUCUCCAUCUGAUGAACAUCUCUCGCCCACAACCCGUAGGUAGGUGCCAAGAAGAAGAAACAAUAUUGCCAUCGUCGUCGCAGGUCGUCAGCCUCGCUCGGAUUCGCAAUUGGGUUACGAGCAGGUAAACUAUCGUCACCACCAAAACACUACUGCGUACUCCGUACGGAGUACUCGAUAGAGUAAUGUCAACGUCUCCAGAGUUCAAGUCGGUAUAUUGCGCAGGUAGGAUACGGGUACUUCGUACGGAAGGGGGGCUUCUCCGCCCCCAGGGACCGUCGGCCGUCGUCACCGA
Messenger RNA from Colletotrichum phormii, 521 nucleotides. RefSeq lists its product as uncharacterized. The record is from RefSeq and is a predicted model, not a curated record. The transcript has a single exon. NCBI's taxonomy places the organism in Eukaryota, Fungi, Ascomycota, Sordariomycetes, Glomerellales, Glomerellaceae. The coding region runs from base 112 to 354 and encodes 80 amino acids.